This is a messenger RNA of Eptesicus fuscus (big brown bat), 1716 nucleotides long. It is a transcript of the gene FAM181A, whose product is annotated as family with sequence similarity 181 member A. The record is from RefSeq and is a predicted model, not a curated record. The transcript is spliced from 2 exons. Bases 495 to 1373 code for a protein of 292 amino acids. Lineage: Eukaryota; Metazoa; Chordata; Mammalia; Chiroptera; Vespertilionidae.
GGUUUAUUGAAUUGAACCGAUGAACUCUGCCUGGGAAGUGGGAGCACUUGAGUGCUUGGGGGCGUCACUGCCCCUCCCCGGGACACUGAUCCCUUGGUCAAGGUGUCAGGGCUGGGUUACAAGAAGGCCAAGCGUCACACUCCUGGCUUUGCAUCCUGUUAUUCUGAACUGGAUUCGGGGAUACCAGGCCCAUAUAGUCAGCCUGUCUCCCCCCACACCCACGGAAGACAGCACUAGCCGAUCCUGAGCCCCGCCCGGCCCUCGGAAUCUUUCCACGGGGCACCCGCCAGCCAUCACCAAUCAAAUCCGAGUUGGCAGUUGAGAUCAAACGGACUUUUCAUCCCCGGCUGGAGCCUGGGUCGGGUGGAGAGACUCAUCAGAGAGGCGGGCAGCUGAGGACACGUCGAGGUCAGCUCUGUGCCCUGCCCUGGAGCUGCCAACCACGAGCAGACCACCCUCUUCAUGGAAAGCCCAGUGAAGUGGCCCCCCUGGUGAUGGCAUCCGACAGCGACGUGAAGAUGCUGCUGAACUUUGUGAAUCUGGCUUCCAGUGACAUCAAGGCGGCGCUGGACAAGUCGGCGCCGUGCCGCCGCUCUGUGGACCACCGCAAGUACCUGCAGAAGCAGCUCAAACGCUUCUCCCAGAAGUACUCCCGGCUGCCGCGGGGCCUCCCGGGCCGCGGGGCCGAGCCUCCCCUGAGGAGGGGGCCCGAGGACCGCCCCGGGAGGCUGCCCCUCAAUCCUGGCCCCGAUGCCAGCCCUCGCAGUGGUGGGGACUGCAAGGAGAAGGCUCUGGGGAACCCCUACAGGGAGGAGUGUCUCUCUAGGGAGCAGACCCUCCAGGGGCAGAAUCCAGGAGCGGCCAGGCCUGGCCAGGUGCCCAUGAGGAAAAGACAGCUGCCCGCUUCCUUCUGGGAAGAGCCGCGGCCCACCCACAGCUACCCCGUGGCGCUAGAGGGGGUGCUGGGCCCCAGAGAGGGACCUCCCUAUGAGUGUAAGAAGCACUGCAGGGGCUUGGAGCUCUUCGGGCCCGAGAUGGCCCUGAUCCCCAUGUCCCCAAGGGCGCUGGCUGAAAAGGAGCCCCCCAAGUUGCCUGGGGUCUCCCUGGUGGGCCGUGUCAAUGCCUGGAGCUGCUGCCCCUUCCAGUACCAUGGACAGCCCAUCUACCCGGGCCCUCCAGGGGCCUUGACGCAGGGCCCGGUCCCCAGCCUGGGCCUGUGGCGGAAAAGCCCGGCUUCCCCCGGGGAGCUGGCCCAUCUGGCCAAGGAUGCGGAUGGCCCGGGGCAGAAGGUAUACAGGCCCGUGGUUCUGAAGCCCAUCCCCACGAAGCCGGCCAUGCCCCCGCCCAUCUUCAACGUCUUUGGCUACCUCUAGGGGGGCUGCGGGCCGUGCUCCCGCCUCCGGCCUGCGGGCUGUUGGGUCCCAGGAGCUGCCCUGUGAGGAGUGGGCCGGGCCGCGGUGUGGCCUCUUGAGAACCUUCCCUUUACAUGUGUGUGGGGGGCAGGGAGGGCAGGACCGGGCCCGGCCUUCUCAGGCCGUCGCCUUGGGAGCUGCGGGCCGGGCUCAGCGGGUCCCCCUCCAGCCAGAGCCCAGCAGAUCAUCCCCGCCCUGCCCUCCGCCUCCCCGCUUCCCCGUGCAGACCUCGGGCGGCGGGGCUUUGCCCUGGUCUGCCCGCACCCCCGAAGCCCAGUUACACAUCUGUUCUUCUGCCACCCAC